GAGUUCAGUGUGCUGCUUUUCUUCUGAGGGACAGAGGUAUUAUCUGGUGGAGAACUACGAUGCGUAUGCUAGGUGGAGAUGUGAGACAGAUUACCUGGGAUCAGUUUAAAGACUGCUUCUAUACCAAGUUUUUCUCGGCUAACCUUAGAGACGCCAAAAGCCAGGAAUUCUUGGAAUUGAAGCAAGGACAUAUGACAGUCGAGGAGUACGACCAGGAGUUUGAUAUGCUGUCGCGUUUUGCCCCUGAACUUGUUGGUAAUGAGCAGGCUAAAGCUGAUAGGUUCGUCAAAGGAUUGAGAGAUGAGAUUAGAGGCUUUGUGCGAGCACUAAAGCCCACUACCCAGGCUGAAGCGCUGCGCCUGGCAAUGGAUAUGAGCAUUGGGAAGGAUGAAAUUCGGGCAAGGAGUUUUGAUAAGGGAUCGUCGUCUGGUCAAAAGAGGAAAGCAGAGCAGAGAACUGUGGGAAUUCCUUAGAGGAACUUGAGAUCAGGCAAUCCUUUUUGCAGUUUCCAGCAGAGUUCUGGUGGGGCAGGAGACACUACUCGAGAGAAGCCACUAUGCAAUACGUGUGGGAAACACCACCUGGGUCGUUGUUUGAUGGGAACGAGAGUCUGUUAUAAGUGCAAGCAAGAGGGACACAUGGCUGAUCGAUGUCCCUUAAGAUCUACUGGGGCUGGACAGAGCAGUCAGGGAGCGAAACCUCCACAGCGGGGUACAAUCUUUGCCACUAAUAGAUCAUAAGCACAGAAGGCCUGCACAGUGAUGACAGGUACAUUACCAGUGUUAGGGCAUUUUGCCUUAACCUUGUUUGACUCGGGGUCUUCUCAUUCAUUUAUUUCAUCGCUUUUUGUGACGCAUGCAUGCUUAGAGAUGGAACCCUUAGAUUAUGUUUUGUCAGUGUCUACACCGUCUGGAGAAAUUAUGUUGUCUAAGGAAAAGACUAAAGCAUGUGAAAUUGAGAUAGCUGGUCGUGUGCUGGACGUAACCUUGUUGGUAUUAGAUAUGCGUGACUUUGAUGUAAUUUUAGGUAUGGAUUGGCUAGCUACUAAUCAUGCUAGUAU
This is a messenger RNA of Cucumis sativus (cucumber), 1060 nucleotides long. RefSeq lists its product as uncharacterized. The coding region runs from base 60 to 473 and encodes 137 amino acids. NCBI's taxonomy places the organism in Eukaryota, Viridiplantae, Streptophyta, Magnoliopsida, Cucurbitales, Cucurbitaceae. The record is from RefSeq and is a predicted model, not a curated record. The transcript has a single exon.